Molecule: messenger RNA, 1887 nt
Organism: Cavenderia fasciculata
Lineage: Eukaryota; Evosea; Eumycetozoa; Acytosteliales; Cavenderiaceae
Gene: cysS
Product: cysteinyl-tRNA synthetase
Exons: 2
Coding region: 1-1887 (628 amino acids)
Biological process (GO): cysteinyl-tRNA aminoacylation
Cellular component (GO): cytoplasm
Molecular function (GO): cysteine-tRNA ligase activity; ATP binding
Source: RefSeq, a predicted model, not a curated record
AUGUCAGAACAAACAUCACCAACAUUAAAAUCAGCCAACAAGAGAGAACAACCACAAUGGCACCAACCACAAGGCAAGCCAAGCGGAUUGUUUAUCAACAACAGUUUGACCAUGUCAAAGAACGAGUUUGUGCCAUCAUCGGGCACCAAGGACGUCAGCUGGUACAUUUGUGGUCCAACCGUCUACGACGCAUCGCAUAUGGGUCAUGCACGUAGUUACAUCUCUUUCGAUGUGAUUCGUCGUAUCAUGCGUGACUAUAUGGGUUUCAACAUCAUGUACGUCAUGAAUAUCACCGACAUUGACGACAAGAUCAUCAUCAGAGCGCGUGAACGUGGUAUCACCCACACCGAGUUGUCACGUGCCUGCGAAGCCUCCUUUUUCGAGGACAUGAAGGCACUCAAUGUGUUGCCACCCGACGCAUUGACACGUGUCACUGAAUACAUCACCGAGAUUGUCACCUUUGUCGAAAAGAUCAUAGAAAAUGGUUUUGCAUACGAGUCUAACGGCUCGGUCUACUUUGACACUGUCGCCUACUCCAAGCAACACGAUUAUGGAAAGUUGGAUCCAAACGCCGUCGGAAACGAGAAGCUCAACAGCGAGGGUGAAGGUGCUCUCUCUGCCGCCGUCUCUGAAAAGCGUAACAACAACGACUUUGCACUCUGGAAAAAGUCAAAAGAGUUGGAACCAAAGUGGAACAGCCCAUGGGGUGAGGGUCGUCCAGGAUGGCACAUUGAAUGUUCCGCCAUGGCAUCGGAUAUCCUCGGACCAAACAUUGACAUUCAUAGCGGUGGCGAGGAUCUCAAAUUCCCACAUCACGACAAUGAAAUUGCUCAAUCAGAAGCUCAUUACAAGUGCAAACAAUGGAUUAAUUAUUUCAUCCACUCCGGUCAUUUAUUAAUUGAUGGUUCUAAAAUGUCAAAAUCUCUUAAAAACUUUAUUACUAUUCAAGAAGCAUUAAAAAAAUAUACAGCACGUCAAAUGAGAAUGUUAUUUUUAAUUCAUAAAUAUGACAAGCCAAUGAAUUAUUCUGUAGAGUCAAUGACCAAUGCGAUCGAGAUUGAAAAGAUCUUUACCGAGUUUUUCCAUUUGGUCAAGGGUAUUAUCCGUAGCACCUCGAUUGCUGGCGAGCAAAACUGGGAAAAGGCCGACAAGGAACUCAACGCCGAGUUGCAACAGGCCAAGCGCGACGUCGACAAGUUUAUCAUGGACAACUUUAACACGGUCGACGUCAUCCACCGUCUCAAGGAGCUCAUCUCCAAGAGCAACAUCUACAUCAACGACAAGUCGCGUGCACCACGUGUCGCCAUCAUCCAAGGUGUUGCAGACUAUGUCACCUACAUUUUACGUGUCUUUGGUUUGACCGAGGCUGGUGGCGUCGGUUUUGGCGUCGCCGGAGAAGGCAACGUCGAAGAGACCAUGACACCCAUGUUUGACGCCAUCGUCGAUUUCCGUAACCAAAUGCGUUCACUCGCCAUUGCCAAGGACACCACCAAGAUCCUACAAGCUUGUGACUCGUUUAGAGACGAUGUCCUCCCAUUGCACGGUGUCAAGAUUGACGAUCGUGCAACUGGCAGCACUUGGAAGUUUGAAAACAAGGAGGUCUUGAGAAAAGAGAUGGAGUUGAAAAAGGAGAUUGAAAAGAAAAAGCAACAAGACAAGUUGGACAAGCUCAAAAAGGAACAGGAAAAGUUGGAACGCUCCAAGAUCCUCCCAGACCAACUCUUUAAGAGCGAAACUGACAAGUACUCACAAUUUGACCAACGUGGUGUUCCAACUCACGACAAUACCGGCAAGGAAAUCACCAAAUCUCAACUCAAAAAAUUAAACUCUACCUAUGAUGAACACGUUAAAAAUCAUACCAAAUAUUUAGAGUCUAUCAAGAAUUAA